This is a messenger RNA of Symbiodinium natans, 489 nucleotides long. NCBI's taxonomy places the organism in Eukaryota, Dinophyceae, Suessiales, Symbiodiniaceae. The record is from the annotation of a GenBank genome assembly.
AUGGCAGCGGCAACCGAUGUGGAAGGCAUCCAAAGUCAGGGAUUGGGUGCAAUCUGCUGCUGCUGUAGAACGAUCGAGUUCCCGGACUCACAGUUUAUUCCCGGGGUGUCGUACUACAGAGUUGAUGUUGAAGACAUGUCGAGAGAGCCUCUGGAUUACUUCCUGCAAGAGGCCACUGAGUUCAUUCAUUCGCACAUUGUGCGAGAGCAGCCAGUACUGGUGCACUGCAGGGCGGGAGUGUCCCGCUCGGCGUCUGUAGUCCUGGCCUAUCUUGUGGCGUGCCAGCGCAUGUCGCUGGCAGAUGCUUUUGUUUUACUCCGCUCAAGGAGAUGCAUUGUAACUCCAAAUCUGGGAUUUUUCGAGCAGCUUUCUAUCUGGGAGAAGGAAGUUUCCGACGGGGUAUCCUCCGUGGACUGCAACAAGUACAACAUGUGGUUUGGCACUCCUGAGUCCGAACGCACGGCACUUCCAGACAUGCGCCCAGAUUAG